GGAUUAGGUCUCAGUUUGCUUCUAAGAAGAAAAUUACCCUGUCCCAUAUUCUGAGGGGUCUGUACAGAUGGGAGCUUUUCAAAAACUGAAAUGUGUUGGCAAUUCAAGUUGCACUAUAUUCUUUCAUGUUUUGGGACUGAUUUAAACAACAUGACAUGUACUCAGAUCUUUGAUGCAACAUCUGUCAACAAGUAUAUAUGAGGACUAAGUUAGAUUGGAGAAAAAAGACGGAAAAGCAUGAUUCUUAGCAAAAACGAUUCAACCUACCAAAAAGGGGAAAAAAAUAAAAAUAAAAUCAAUAUUAGUUAAUUUUUCGUUGCACUUUAUGAUUGCUAUUCUCUGUAUCUGAAUGUGUGUAGCAUGAACAUCUCUAGAUAUCUCCAGUUUUGAACCAUCUUUUCUAAGAGCUUAAACUUUUAGAGAGGGGGCAUUUUCAGUUUUCCUUUCUCAUUUUAUUUUAUUUUUUAUUUUUUCAAUAUUUUUGUUAACAUGUCCCUCACGUGCAAGCCAAUUCACUUUUUGUCAAAGGGAUGACAUGUGCACAAUUUUCAUAAUUGGGUGGGAUUGAGACGUGAGCUCAUGACCUUGCUUGCUAUGAUACAAUGUUGAAAUAGGAUUAGAUUACACUGGGCUGCUUUCAAUUAGAUUGACUCAUGUUAGUUUCCAUCAUUUUCUACAGAUAUGCAGCCAUUUGGGUGCUUGACAUACUGUAAAGUCCAGUAAUUUUUCACAUAAACCCAUUAUACAAAAAUACUCACCUUUAGUGAAGUAAUUAAGAGGGGGAACCGAUUGAAAGAAAUAGCGAGUGUUAGGAAGACCUGGCAAGGAGUAAUCUUUUCACGAGAAGGAAUUGGUUUCAAUAUGUAUCUUGCUUGUUCCUUGUUGCCUUUGUUCUAUUUGGUUCUCUCGUUUAUACAGUUGUGCUUAGUUCUUAUUUUUGAUGCUGUGACUCAGGUUUCUUUUCCUUUGUCCUCUUGCUGAAUUGACGGGAAAUUUGAGAUCACAUUUUGUCUUCAACAAGUGCAAGCUGUUACAAUCCAUACCACCAAUUACUACUGCAUGACAGCUUCUCUUGAUAACACAUGGUGCUUCUAUGAAAUUGCUUCUGGUUUAUGUCUCGCUCAGGUUGAAGAGACUUCGGGAUCUUCUGAAGGCUAUACAUCUGCAUCUUUUCACACCCGAUGGUCUCAUCCUUGGAACCAGUACCUUUGGGCAAAUGCUGCUAGAAUUGAGGGGCAUGUUGGGGCAGUAACUGCAAUUUCAUUUUCAGAGAAUGGUUACUUCCUAGCUACUGCAGCUCAAGAUGGUGUUAAGCUUUAGGAUCUACGCAAAUUGAAGAACUUUAGGACUUUUACUCGUUAUGAUGAAAAUACACCAACACAAUCUGGUGGUUUUACCUUUUUCAUGUCUAGCAUAUACUUAUGUUUAGCUCUGUCUAGACUGUGGUUGUGAGUGCAAAACUUCUAGAAUGUGGUCUCCUGCUCAUGAUUGUCAGCAGUAUUUGUAAGCCAUUGCUCGGGACAUACCCAACAGCCAUCUAAUACUUUACGUAACAGAGUUUAUCAAGUUGCCAAUGUUUAGUCUGAAUGGAACUACUUGUCAGGCACAGGUAAAGCAACAUGUGUAAAGUUUGGUCUAGAUGCAAACUAUAUAGCUGUGUGAUCUAUGGAUAGAAACUUCAGAAUAUUUGGGCUACCCCUGGUCGGGGAAGAUGGUUCAUCAGAGUCGUAAAGCAAUUUUAAUUGUACUUCUGGCAGCACUGAGUCUUGUAGCUAUCCCUGCAGUUGCUGCAAUUUCUGUGGGGCUGAAGUAGUUAAAGUUGAAAGGAGAACUCACUUUGAGAUCAAUUCAUGUACAGUAGAGAAGCACUGCCAACUUGGGCUGGCAUUCUUAUGCUAAUUUUCCUUUUUGUUUGCAAAUUUGAAUGCUGGGUUUCGAUUUGUAUGAUUUAAACAUAUUUUUCCUUUCUGAGACGUACUGGAAUUGUUAUUCGUUCUAUGUAAAAAAUUGUAAUGUACCAUCGACAUUGAACAACUCAUGGAUAAUCAGAAAGAAUUAUGCAAACGACUUGGGAG
Molecule: messenger RNA, 2075 nt
Organism: Olea europaea var. sylvestris
Lineage: Eukaryota; Viridiplantae; Streptophyta; Magnoliopsida; Lamiales; Oleaceae
Product: pre-mRNA-processing factor 19-like
Exons: 7
Coding region: 1060-1320 (86 amino acids)
Biological process (GO): DNA repair; mRNA splicing, via spliceosome
Cellular component (GO): U2-type catalytic step 1 spliceosome; cytoplasm; Prp19 complex
Molecular function (GO): ubiquitin protein ligase activity; protein binding
Source: RefSeq, a predicted model, not a curated record